AAAAAUUUUAUCAGAAAGUGAUUAAUCUUUGUUAAAGCACAUACAUUAAAUUUGUACUGUUACUGGAAAAAUGAAAAAAAUUCUUAUAUUAAUUUUUUUAAUUACAUAUGAAAUCUAUGGUAUAUCAGGAUUUCCAGAUAGUAAAAUUGCAAAUUCAACUGAUCGUUCAAAUAGAAGACAUCAUUUUUCAUCAACAAUUUUAUUUCAUAAUGAUUCAUCUGAUGAGAUGUCAAUAAUUCAAUUAUGCAAUCCAAUAAAUAAAGAAGUGGAAAUAAUUUACAAAUUAGAAAUUCGUGGAAGUGUGAUAAAAUUAAGUGAUAUAAAAGAAGAGAAUUUAUGUAAGGGAAAAGUGGGAUAUUUAGAAAUAUUUGCAUUAAAUGAAAUUUUAAUAGAUAAAGAUUUAAUUCGUCAGGGACAAUUAUUACAAAUUGUUCUAUUAGCACCGAAAAUAAAAAUUUUAGGAAAAAGAAAAAUAAAUUUAAAUGGAACGCCAGGUGAAGAAUUAAUAUCAUCAUUGAAUGGACAUAUGGGAAUAAAUGGAAAUGAUGGAUUAGCGGGCAAUACAGGUGGUUCUGGUGGGAUAUUUUUUGCAAUUGCAAAUAAAAUUGAAAAUAGAAAUAAUCUUACUAUUAUGGCUAAUGGAGGAAAUGGUGGUAAUGGACAGAAUGGUGGAAAUGGUGGCAAUGGAAUUGAAGGACAAGGACCAAAUGUCAAAUCAAUGGAUUAUUUAUUAAAUAUUUUAACAAAAAAUUGGUGGGGUUGUAAUAAAAAUAUUAAAAAAUGCAUUGUCAAAGGUCAAACGGGCACUAAAGGUGGUGAUGGUGGAGACGGUGGUGUUGGUGGAAAUGGAGGAAAAGGUGGAAAAAUAAUUUUAUAUCAAUUAAAUGAAAAUAAUGCAAAAAAGGAGAAACAAUUUAUUGUCGAUGGAGAAAAAGGUUUAUCAGGAAAGGGCGGUAUAGGUGGAAAAGGUGGUAAACAUGGUGGUUAUAUAGAAAUGAAAUGCUGUCAAGAAAUUGAAAAAUUGGAUAAAGAAAAAAUUUAUACCAUUAAAAAUGUUGAUGAUUUUGCUCCAUCUGGUAAAAAUGGUACCGAUGGUAUUAAUUUUAAUUCAUUAAUUGAAUCCAAAGAAUUUAAAGGUUAUAGAGAAUUUUCAUUUGCUGUGAAUGAUUAUAAAAAAUUUCUUCUCACUCACACAACAAGAAAUAUUCUAUUUUAUAAUCAAUUAAUUGCAAAUGAAGAAAUUAAUAAACAAUAUAAUACACAAUCUCUAUUGGAUGAAUUAUUUAAUUUAGAUGAACAAUUUUUGAAAUUGUCUGUAGAAAAAAAUUUUACUUUUCUAUAUGAAUCUUUAAUAUCAAGAAUUGAAAAUUAUGAUAAAAAUGAAACAAAUGAUGCACUCAAUUUUGCCAAAGCAAUUCUUCAAAAUAAUAUCAAAAAUUUAUAUCAACAACAAAUUAAUUUAACACAAUAUUUAAAUAUUCUCGAAGGGAAUUUAAAUAAAAUUCCUAAUAAAUUUUUAAUUGACAAUCAAUUUAAUAGGGAACAAUUAAAAAUGAAAAUUGAAGAAACUUAUAAAUUUAUUAAAAUUGAUAUUAAAUCUGAAAUGUUAAAUAUAAGAAAUAUAAUACAAAAAUUGGCUUAUGAAUUAAUUUUAAAUAAAAAUUCACUAAUUAUAAACGAUACAUCGAUAAUAAAUAAAGCAUUUUUUCUAUUGGGAAUAAUGGAAAAUGUAGCAACUGUAACAAUAGCAUUAAGUUCAUAUGCUUUAAUUGCAAUAACAUCAAUUACUAAAUCAAAGGAAAUGUUAGUGAAAAAAUUGAAAAAUAAUUUUCAAAUUGCAUUUGCAAUUGAAGAAAAUUAUAAAUUAAAUCAUUUACAUCUUGUUUUAACAAAAAAUAUAAAAAAAAAUUAUACAUUGCCAAUAUAUGAAAAUCAAUUAUUUAUGAAUGUACAAUUCGCCAAUCUGCCAUUAGUCAACAGUAAACUGGGCACUUUACCAUUAGGAGCGAUAGUGAAUUGGCCAAUUUUCUUUUCGAGUCCAAGUCUGGAUAUAAGUAUUAAACGACACAAUCCACUUUAA
Leptopilina boulardi is the source of this 2080-nucleotide messenger RNA. RefSeq lists its product as uncharacterized. The record is from RefSeq and is a predicted model, not a curated record. Bases 71 to 2080 code for a protein of 669 amino acids. Lineage: Eukaryota; Metazoa; Arthropoda; Insecta; Hymenoptera; Figitidae. The transcript is spliced from 4 exons.